UUACAUCCAGAUGUCCCAGCUCAACUCCAACACUAGACGCAACAAGAUCAACCCCUACAAUCCGAUCGUGAUGGACGAGGAUGAGUUGGCGCUACGGCUCACUGAGUGCCGACUCAACUGUGCCUACAAUUUUCCCGCCAUGGUCCUGUUCUCCCAGGAUCUCAAGCAGGAGCUGAUAGAUGCUUUGAUCAGUGUCAUGCGUAACCUAGCCAGUGACAGCUUCUGUCAGGUCCGCAAGAAGAUAGCUUCCGGAUUCUAUGAGGUGAUGAAGCUGAUGCCCAAGUGGCAAGCAGCACUCAAGGUGGAGUUCAUCAGGCUGCUCAAGGAUGACAUAGACAUUGUUCUGGAAGGCCUCGUGCCUAACAUCCUCAAGAACAAACUAAUGUUGACUUUGUGUUUGAUCAGGUGAUGAAGCUGAUGCCCAAGUGGCAAGCAGCACUCAAGGUGGA
This is a messenger RNA of Homalodisca vitripennis (glassy-winged sharpshooter), 449 nucleotides long. RefSeq names its product serine/threonine-protein phosphatase 4 regulatory subunit 4-like. Lineage: Eukaryota; Metazoa; Arthropoda; Insecta; Hemiptera; Cicadellidae. The transcript is spliced from 3 exons. The record is from RefSeq and is a predicted model, not a curated record. Gene Ontology annotation, cellular component: cytosol; protein serine/threonine phosphatase complex. The coding region runs from base 11 to 409 and encodes 132 amino acids. Gene Ontology annotation, molecular function: protein phosphatase regulator activity.